Molecule: messenger RNA, 1113 nt
Organism: Salvelinus namaycush (lake trout)
Lineage: Eukaryota; Metazoa; Chordata; Actinopteri; Salmoniformes; Salmonidae
Gene: foxd2
Product: forkhead box D2
Exons: 1
Coding region: 1-1113 (370 amino acids)
Biological process (GO): regulation of transcription by RNA polymerase II; anatomical structure morphogenesis; cell differentiation
Molecular function (GO): DNA-binding transcription factor activity, RNA polymerase II-specific; RNA polymerase II cis-regulatory region sequence-specific DNA binding
Source: RefSeq, a predicted model, not a curated record
AUGACUCUAGGGACGGAUAUGUCCGACAACUCUGCUUUGUCUGAUGAUGUGGACAUAGAUGUGGUUGGGGGAGACAUUUCCGUUGGCAAGGAUGGGAAAUACCUUCAUCGCGAUUUUCUAGACAAUGACUCGGACGAUAAUUUGUCUCAGAACGCGGGGGAGAGGGGUUCCUCUCCCGGCCUCAGCAGCUCAGAGUGUCCGGCUGACCAGGUUGGAGUUGGUGGAGAUUCAGGUGCCAUGAUAGGAGAUAAGCCUGGUAAGAACGCUCUAGUCAAGCCCCCGUACUCCUACAUAGCCCUGAUAACCAUGUCUAUCCUCCAAAGUCCCAAGAAACGCCUCACUCUUAGCGAGAUCUGCGAGUUCAUCAGCAACAGGUUCCCGUACUAUCGGGAGAAAUUCCCCGCUUGGCAAAACUCCAUUCGUCACAAUCUUUCUCUCAAUGACUGCUUUGUCAAAAUCCCACGUGAGCCUGGCAACCCCGGAAAAGGCAACUACUGGACCCUCGAUCCAGAGUCCGCCGACAUGUUCGACAACGGGAGUUUUUUACGCAGGAGGAAGCGCUUCAAGAGGCACCAAGUCAACGAAAUCCUCAGGGACGCCGGGGGGUUCCUGCCCGGGUUCGGAUACGGCCCUUAUGGGUACAACUAUGGACUCCAACUGCAGAACUUCCAUGCUCAUAACCCCUAUCAUCCUCACCUCACAGCAGGCGCUUUCCCUUUCCAUAAUACACCUUGUGGACUCCCCUCGCCAGCCUCAAUUUUCCCCACGCCACAUCCCCUGCCCUCUCUAUUAGGGGCUGAUUUACGAAAGCCAUUCUACCCUCAACUAAGCCCUACCUUGCCCGGCCUGGCGCCUCUCAAGACGGACACUAACACGCCAAUUCGGCCUUCUUUCUCUAUAGACAAUAUAAUCGGUGCAGCUAACUCCGUGGCCUCCCCGUACAGUGCACAGUCGGGUAGCCACAGUCACAGUCAGGCUCAGAUCCUGGCCAUGUUGAACCCUGCACUCACCUCAGCUUCGAACCACUUGAACCUCUCGCAGGAAACCAUGCUUCAGCCUGGUUCACAGACAUUCUCCAGCAAAACUGCAAAUCUUAACAUUUGUCAUUUCUAA